Messenger RNA from Brassica napus (rape), 879 nucleotides. RefSeq lists its product as uncharacterized. The record is from RefSeq and is a predicted model, not a curated record. The transcript has 2 exons. Bases 315 to 761 code for a protein of 148 amino acids. NCBI's taxonomy places the organism in Eukaryota, Viridiplantae, Streptophyta, Magnoliopsida, Brassicales, Brassicaceae.
CUUUUGAUUUAAAAUCCGUAGGAUUGCAAGUAGUAGUUUUUUUUAAUCAAUUGCAAGUAGUAGUAUCAUUGAACAAACCUUCCGUCGAGACCCAUUUGUGUGUGGGGACUUACUUUUGCCAGAUUAGAUUGCAUUAUAUAUUUAUUCUAUCUCUACUCUGGACCCACUCUCCCACAUGCACUUCUCUCUAUGACACCCUAGCUCUUGCCUAUUUAUGCCAUCCUUUGAACAUUCUCCCUCACAUCUCCACUUGAACCGUUUUUUCUAAAUACUUCUUCCUACAGACAACAAAAGUCUAAUAGAAAGAUAGAAAUAUGGCUAUGGACCUUGAGCUUGAUGAUGAUGUCUUCUUUGCAGACAUAAGCAAGCAAAUCAAUCUCUUAAUCACAGAUGAAGAUGAACAGAACCCUAUCUCACUCUCCUCUUCUGUCUUCCAGGGGUUGUUCAGAGAAAACUACCAAACAUCAUCAACACCACAUAUGAUGUACCAUGAGCAGAAUUACAACCUAAUUAGAGAGAGCAAAGGGACGGGAGUGUUCAUCCCAAGAUGUACUCAGCCAAGAAGGAAACAACAACAUAAUCAUCCUCGUCAGAAGAAGCAAGGGAGUGCCGGUUCCCUCAUCUCGAAGCAACAGUUUUCUCAUCAUGUUUAUGACAACAACUACACAACUCUCAACAACAACCGAGAACACAUUACCCUUCAUCAUGCACCUUCUAACAACUCAAGAAGAGCCUAUAGAGACAUGGAUUUGUGUCAUUAAUUCAUAUUAUAUAUAAUUGAUUAUUGAUAUAUUAUAGAUUUUAUGUUUGUAAGAUCAGCAAAUAAUAAGGAUGAAGGAGGAACCAUCAAUCUAAAGGGAUUUGGUGUGAUUUACGCAA